AUGAAGGACCCUGUUGCAUUUGAACGUCGUGAGAUCAGCCCAUCACAUGAUAUGAAACCAAAUGAAUAUAUUGGUUCAGAUGACAAGGUGCAUAUCUUGACAAGGGAUGUGGCCGCCGAAAUGGUAACCAAGGACACCGCUCCCAUCUUUAAGAAGUAUGGAGAGGGUGUUGCCAACUGGCUCACCGUAUACAAGACCGUCAUCAAGAAUAUUGCCCAGGUCAAGUCGAUCAAGCCCAACGCCACCACCGAAGCCUCGUGCAACUUCAUCUACGCCGUGUUCUCAAUGUGCAUGUGUGUCACCCUCCAGGCCACACCCAAGCUGAUCAAGAAGUCUGAGGACGAUGGCAAGGAGCUGACCCCAGAGGUCAGGGACACCAGCUUUUGGUUCAUCAAGAGACGUGAGCUGUCGCCAGCCUUCCGCCAGGCCAUCAUCGAUGCACGCACCAUCUCUGGAUCGAAUGCCGAGCAGGACCACAUUGACAUGGCCUCCCAUAUUGCCAGAUGUGAUGUUUAUGGCCGUAUGCAUAAGUAUUCGGAUUACAACAUGCUCUGGUGGAUCUGCCAGCACAUGACCAUGGCCGCCUACUGGGACGAGCUGAGUGCCAUUGGUGACGAGGGACGUGUUACAGCCAGAGCCUGUCUGAGGAGAUUGCUGGCCAACAUGCUGACACCAGAGACCACAGGCACGCCCGCCGACAUGAUCCUGCGUGACACUGUCAAGCACAACUCAAUCCUCAACUCGAGCACAAAUAUGCUGCGUCGUGUGAUGAAUGAGAUCAGAUCGCCAUCCAACACUAUUGGCGGCCGUCUUCCAGUGGCCAGUGACGUGCCCCUCAAGGAAGCCCUUCAAUGCCGUUAUUAUGAGGGUAUGGUUAUGCCCUAUGCCGAGGACCUGGCCUUCCGCCAGACAUGUCCCAAGUGUCGCCCAUACAUCUUCCUGGCUGGCAAGAUUGGUGUGGUCUUCCACGAUGCCGUCGAUCUGAUCAAUGAUAUCGCCUCGCACGAGCCACUCAAUGUGUACCGUUUGGUUGCCGGCCACGAUGAGCUUGAGCGCUUCACCAGGGGUGCCGACCGUCUGCUCCAGGUGCUCUCCAGUUCCCAAUUCCGCAGCACGAUCUGCUGUGGCAAGGUCCUUGCCCACGCCCUCGCUGGAUCCGUGUCGUGGUACUUCCAGACCUACAGAUACUCAAUGAAUGAGAACUGCACUCUCGUCUAUCCCGCCACCAACGCACCACCAAGAGAUGAUGGUUCCAACAUGCAGUUUGUCCUGGAGAUGCUUGACACUGACCAGAGACAGAUUGAUGUGCUGCGCAAGGUUGAGCCACUCUGUUCCGGUGUUGGCGCAUUCAGCGAGUGGGCAUGUGAUGGAUCAAAGGAGAAGCCAGAGGCAGAGUACUAUCAGAACCUGCGCAAGAUGUGCACUGGCACCCCUGUCGACCACACUGAGCUGACUGCCGAGUGCUGUCGUGCUCAUCAGGCCAUCUCCUCAUCGCCAAUCAUGCAACAUGACAAUGAUGUUCCCUGUGUUGCCUGUUGCACUGGAUACGAAUCUGUUAGCAUUGCCGCCGACACCAGCAUGAUCUACCGUUUCAUCCAGUACACCGUACAGAAUGGACAUCGUUCAUUGGAGCUUGAGAGAGAUAACUAA
Messenger RNA from Acytostelium subglobosum LB1, 1650 nucleotides. RefSeq lists its product as hypothetical. The coding region runs from base 1 to 1650 and encodes 549 amino acids. The transcript has a single exon. The record is from RefSeq and is a predicted model, not a curated record. NCBI's taxonomy places the organism in Eukaryota, Evosea, Eumycetozoa, Acytosteliales, Acytosteliaceae.